AUGGAUGCAAAGCCCCAACGAAUUCGCGUCCGUACGGACGAGAAUGCUCCCGUCGCCCUGCCUGGCAACAAAACGAUCCAUCACCGAAACAAGUCCACUCCCGCCUUAUCUGCGGCCUUUCAGAAUGGCACGACCAGAAACGGUCUUAGAAGGGCUGCAUUCGGCGACGUCAGCAACACUGCCAAUCUCGUCAAAGGAAGUCGAGAUGAUGCCUCCCUUGCGGGGAAGAAACAACUCAAAGUCGUGGAGAAGGCGCCCGCAGGUGUCCCAGCCAGAAGAACGACCAUUCUCUCGCAACCUGCUCAGCGUCCCAUGUCGAUGACUAGUCUGAAGGGUUUGGUGAGCAAUGUCUCCAAUCCAAAGCCUCUUGAGCCCUCUGCCAAGCAGACGGGUAUUACCCAGCAUGCUCCCAAUACCCGGAAGCCGCUGAACAAGCGCAACACAGUCUUCAAAGACACCCUAGAACCAUUGGCCGAAACUCAGAAAUCUGCAUCCAAGGAAAACGUCACUGAAGUGACAGACGAGAACAAGGGUACCGCUACCUCAUAUCCGGCCACAGAGCAGCGCAUCACAAAAGACGAUGCUCGGUUGGACCAGGAUUCGAAGAUACAAUCAGACGACACAGAGGAAUACUCCAUUGUGAACUCUGACGACAUUGACGGGGCCAAUAGAGACUUACACAAGGCUGAUGACGACAAUUGCAAGGUGCAGGUCAUCGAGCAGUUGCAUGAACGCUGCGCAAACACCAACGAAGUUGACGACCUCCCAAAGGCCCACCGCGAGUCUGCCUCAAGUGCUCAUCUAGCCCAGUCGGAGCCGGAGGAGUACUGGGAUGAGGAAGAUGACGAGAACGAAGAGGAUGACGGGUAUGUCACUGCACGCUCCUACCGUUCUCGUGGCGAUAACACGACCGGCGGAGCGACCACCAUUCUGUUCCCUAAAUACAACUCUCAAGUGCGUCGCGAGCUGGCUUUAGCCAAGCAGGUCGUCGAAGCCACCAGAACUGCGGAAGACAUCGAAGAUGAAUACUGGGACACUAGCAUGGUCGCUGAAUACAGUGAUGAAAUUUUCGAAUACAUGCGGGAGCAAGAGAUCAGAAUGCUGCCAAACGCUCAUUACAUGGAUAAUCAAGCAGAAAUUCAAUGGUCCAUGCGCUCUGUUCUCAUGGACUGGCUUGUACAGGUCCACCACCGGUUCUCGUUGCUCCCAGAGACACUUUUCUUGUGCGUGAACUAUAUCGAUCGCUUUCUCUCGAGCAAGAUCGUCUCCCUGGGCAAGUUGCAGCUUGUGGGUGCGACCGCAAUCUUCAUUGCUGCGAAGUAUGAAGAGAUCAAUUGCCCAUCGGUCCAAGAGAUUGUGUACAUGGUUGACGGAGGCUAUACCGUGGAUGAAAUCCUGAAAGCCGAACGUUUCAUGCUGAGCAUGUUGCAGUUCGAAUUGGGUUGGCCUGGACCGAUGAGUUUCCUGCGAAAGAUUAGCAAGGCUGAUGAUUAUGACUUGGAGACUCGCACCUUGGCUAAGUACUUCUUGGAGGUGACUAUCAUGGAUGAGCGCUUUGUCGGAAGUCCUCCAAGCUUUCUGGCCGCUGGUGCUCAUUGUCUUGCCAGGCUGAUGCUGAGAAAAGGAACUUGGACCCCGUCCCAUGUCCACUAUGCAGGCUACACCUACUCUCAACUCUACCCUCUGGUCUCACUGAUCCUCGAAUGCUGCGAGAUUCCACGCAAGCAUCACUCAGCCAUUUUCGAGAAGUACACCGACAAACGUUUCAAGCGUGCUUCUCUGUUUGCCGAGGCGGAAAUUAAGAAGGGGUUCUGUCUGCCUGAAGUGUCCAGAGAAGCUACCUCCAACGAGCGCAACUCACAUAACGAGCCAACACACCACUGGAAACGAGUCUAA
Molecule: messenger RNA, 1896 nt
Organism: Aspergillus lentulus
Lineage: Eukaryota; Fungi; Ascomycota; Eurotiomycetes; Eurotiales; Aspergillaceae
Product: cyclin family protein
Source: RefSeq, a predicted model, not a curated record